Pelagomonas calceolata is the source of this 653-nucleotide messenger RNA. NCBI's taxonomy places the organism in Eukaryota, Pelagophyceae, Pelagomonadales, Pelagomonadaceae. The record is from the annotation of a GenBank genome assembly.
CGUGAAUUCAAUUUACACAGUCGACUUCCGGCGAAGUCCCUUGAAAUCACGACCCUAGACCGUGAUGCCGCCCUCGCGCACGCCGUCGACGAGCGCCUUCACGCGGCCGUGGAAGAGGUACUUGUGGCUGCCCGAGAAGCGGUCGAAGUAGAGUUUGUCGAGGCCCUUGGCCUUGGCGCGCUCGGCCAGGAGCGCGCCGACGCGGCCCGCCGCGGACCGGUCGUUCCCCUUGGGGUUCUCCGAUUUGAUGCUCUCGUCGAGCGUCGACGCCGCGCAGACGGUGUUACCCUCCUUAUCGUCGAUGACCUGGGCGUAGAUGUGGUUGUUCGACCGGAACACGUUCAGGCGCAACCGGCCCUUGUCCUGCGGGGGAGAAGCAUGUCAGCCGCAGUUUCGCGGGCAAAGAAUGGUGGGCGCUGUCGCGCACCUGGUUGGCGAUGCGCUUUCGUCGGAUGCGGUACGCGAUUUGGCUCCCGCUGGCCGCUAAAGCCGUCGCUUGUUUGGGUGCUGCUGGCGCCACGAAGCCGCUAGCCGCGACGGCUAAAAUUGCGAGGGUCACUCCGCGAAGCAUGAUAUUGCUCUAAGCCGACGGCAGUUUGCGCCGCGCGCCCUCCGCGGCCGCGUUUGUUGCCGUCGCUAUGCGAUUGCAGUCG